CCAACCCACAACCUGACCACUCCCACCAACCAACCCACCCAACGAACACAACCACCAUGAAACCAACCCCCUUCCCCUUCGCCCUCAACAUCGGCACCGACAUCGUCCACCUCCCGCGAAUAACCCGCCUCCUCGCCCGCCCCAACUACCUCACCCGCUUCACGCACCGCAUUCUUCACGCCCGCGAACAACAAGACUUUCGCACCCGCUUCUCCCUCCCUCCGUUAUCCUCCUCUUCCGCAGCUCAAACGCCCACUACUCCUAGCAUAAGUAUAUCCCCCGACAUGACGCGGUGGCUCGCGGGCCGGUUCGCGGCCAAAGAGGCCGCGCGGAAAGCGGCGCCCCGUGGUGCGGCGCAUAUUAGCUGGAAGGAUGUGGUGGUUACGGUAGCGGAGGAGGGGGGUAGGCCGGAGGUGGUAUAUUUAGAUGGGGAUGGGGAUGAGGCUGGGAGGGUAGGGAAAUUAUCCAUAUCGCAUGAUGGGGAGUAUGUGGUUGCUAUGGUGGUGGCGGCGGGGUGAGGUUUAUUCUUCUAGAAUUGGGUAUAGGGAUGGGGAAUCAUAUAAUGGAAUAAUGGGCUGUGAGGGUUGGUAAUGUUUCAGUCUGGGUUCUUCUGAGUGAUGUCACGCUGAGAGGGUUGGAUUGUGGCUAUAGCUGCGAUUGGGGUAAUAUUUGGAUGGAGGAAGUGUGAAGAUAGCCCUGCUUGGUGGGAGGGGGCAAUGUGGUAGAGCUAGCUGGCUAGCUUUGUAUACACACUGGAG
Molecule: messenger RNA, 758 nt
Organism: Aspergillus eucalypticola CBS 122712
Lineage: Eukaryota; Fungi; Ascomycota; Eurotiomycetes; Eurotiales; Aspergillaceae
Product: holo-ACP synthase
Exons: 1
Coding region: 57-518 (153 amino acids)
Biological process (GO): fatty acid biosynthetic process
Molecular function (GO): magnesium ion binding; holo-[acyl-carrier-protein] synthase activity
Source: RefSeq, a predicted model, not a curated record